This is a messenger RNA of Salvia splendens (bonfire salvia), 444 nucleotides long. Its product is annotated as AT-hook motif nuclear-localized protein 20-like. Gene Ontology annotation, molecular function: DNA-binding transcription factor activity; minor groove of adenine-thymine-rich DNA binding. The record is from RefSeq and is a predicted model, not a curated record. Gene Ontology annotation, cellular component: nucleus. The transcript has a single exon. Lineage: Eukaryota; Viridiplantae; Streptophyta; Magnoliopsida; Lamiales; Lamiaceae. The coding region runs from base 1 to 444 and encodes 147 amino acids.
AUGGCAAUGAAUCAAGACGUUGUCAACACAUCCAACAGCAGCACCACCACCAACCCGAACCCUAACCCUAACCCUAACCCUAACCCGAGCCCCAACAACGAGGCCAGCGACAUCGAGAUCUCCCAGCCCUCGGGGAUCCGCUGCCGCCCCCGCGGCCGUUUCCCGGGCUCCAAAACCAAGCCCCGCGCUCCCUUCCCCGUCCCCGUCCCCACCGCUCCUCACCACACCCACUUCAACCAAAUCACCGCCGGCACCGACAUCUGCCAAACCCUCGCCGACUUCGCCCGCCACCACCAACUCUGCGUCUCCGUCGUCAACGCCACCGGCCGAGUCAGCAACGUCACGCACCGCCAGCCCAACGGCGUGUUCACCGUCACCGGGACAUGCGAGAUCAUCUCCCUCUCCGGAGCCUUUCUGUCGGCGGCCCGGUCGUCGGCACUUUGA